Cordyceps fumosorosea ARSEF 2679 is the source of this 1149-nucleotide messenger RNA. RefSeq names its product LysM domain protein. The transcript has 4 exons. Bases 1 to 1149 code for a protein of 382 amino acids. The record is from RefSeq and is a predicted model, not a curated record. NCBI's taxonomy places the organism in Eukaryota, Fungi, Ascomycota, Sordariomycetes, Hypocreales, Cordycipitaceae.
AUGGUCCGCUUACAACAAUCGCUCUACUGGGCGUCAGCCCUUAUCAGCCUGACCAGCGCAUACCUGGUCGCCCCCCCGGGGGCGACCGCGCCCGGGGCGACCUCUCGCUGCAGCAAAUGGGUUCAAGACUCGUACCUGCUGUCCUGCGGCAAGAUCACCAACGCCUUUGGCAUGACCAAGGACCAAUUCAAGGAAUGGAACCCGAGCGUCGGCGAGACCGGCGCGGAUUGCCAGAUGAUCCAGGGCCUCUACUACUGCGUCGAGGUCGACUUUCACCCACUUACACAGACCUCGACCUCGACAACGACGACGACCACCAGUGCCAGUGCCACGGAAAAACCUCCUCAGCAUUCGCCGACUCAAGCGGGCAUGGCCUCCGAUUGCGACGACUUCUACCUCGUCAGUCAUGGUGACACCUGCGCGGUUGUCGAGUCCAAGUACCACAUCAGCGCCGCCGAUUUCCUGCGCUGGAAUCCCGCCACUGCACCGGCCUUUGGCUGGGCUAUUAUGUCUGCGUACACGUUCCCGGAGCCACCACCACUACGCAGUCGCCAGCCACCACCACCACCACCCCCUCCAACGGGUAUUAUCACCACUCCGCAGCCGACGCAGCCGGGUAUGGUGGACAACUGCGACCGCUUCGUCUUCGUCAAGCCCGGCGACAACUGCGGCGCCGUCGCCUCCGCCGCCGGCAUCUCCCUCGCCGACUUCACCCUCUGGAACCCCAACGCCGGCAGCACCUGUUCCGGGCUCUGGGCCAACAGCUACGCGUGCGUGCACCUGAUCCCCUCCGUCGCCCUCACCGCGCGCUACGGCGCCGGCUGCGAGGGGGACAUCCACAGCACCGAGGAGUUCCCGCCGAGCGGCGCCGGCCACUGCGUCAACACCGACUGCAAGGUGGCGUCGCUCGACAUCUCCGCCAAAGGAACCUGCCCGGACGGCGAGGUCCGCAUCAGCUACUGGGAGCAGGCCAACUGCCAGGGCAAGUGGUUUGGCUACGGCUACGCGAGCCGCGGACAGUGCCGGACGCUGUGGUCGGGAGGCUGGGACUUCAAGUCGUUGUACAUCUCCUGCGCCACCAAGGAGAGCGACUGUGUUAGCCAAGGCACCUGCACUAUUGACACCCUGCCCAACUCCAGUGUCUGCUAG